UGAAUGCAGCCAAAAGUGCUGGAAGUGGGAGGGGCUGGAUCUGCAAAAUAGGUGUGGUCAGGUUAAUAAUAAUCGGUUUAGGAAACCUCCGGAUACUACUCCAACCACGUGUAAUCUUUAGUGCUGCACAUGCUUGUUGCUUGCUGCAAUGUCGAGAAGGCCAGCUCAGUUAGUGCUAGAAGAUGGGACGGUCUACUCGGGCUGGGGGUUUGGAGCUCAAAGAGACACUCCAGGGGAAGUCGUGUUCCAGACUGGAAUGGUCGGAUACGUGGAAUCAUUGACUGACCCGUCUUACAGAGGACAGAUACUGGUAUUGACCUAUCCACUGAUUGGUAACUAUGGAGUACCUGGCAAGGAAAAGGACGAGCACGGAUUAUUAAAAACAUUCGAAUCUUACAUGAUACAUGCAAGUGCACUGAUAGUCGGUGACUACACUGAGCAGUACAGUCACUGGGAGGCAGAGCUUUCUUUGGGGGAGUGGCUCAAGCAAGAAAACAUUCCAGGGAUUUAUGGUGUUGAUACUCGCUCCUUGACACAGAAGAUAAGGGAGCAUGGUACCAUGAUGGGAUAUGUGGUGGGCAUUAGCGAGGGGAACGGGUUCGCUGAGGGGGAGAAAUUUGAAGAUCCCAACAAAAGAAAUUUAGUAAAAGAAGUUUCAAUUGAGUCUCCUGUUACAUAUAAUCCUGGUUCUAAUAGAUUACGCAUCCUUGCGGUCGAUGUUGGUAUCAAGUAUAAUCAAAUUAGGUGCUUGGUAUCUCGUGGGGCGAGCGUAACUGUCGUACCCUGGGAUUAUAACUUUAAUGAUGACGACUUUGAUGGUCUUUUUCUUAGCAAUGGUCCUGGGAACCCUAGGAUGUGUUCCGAGACUAUUAAAAAUCUCCAGACCCUACUAAGAAAACCAGCUCCCCCUGGGGGCCACAGAGUACCAGUGUUUGGUAUAUGUUUAGGGCAUCAGCUUCUCUCACUAGCAGCUGGAACAACCUCUUACAAAAUGAAGUAUGGUAACCGUGGUCACAAUCUUCCCUGCAUUCACCCACCCUCCGGUCGCUGCUUUAUCACGACACAGAAUCAUGGAUUCGCCGUCACCGAUAGCAACCUACCUCCUGAUUGGUCGAUACUUUUCACUAAUGCUAAUGAUAAUUCUAACGAAGGUCUCGUCCACAAGAGGGAUCCUUACUUCAGUGUUCAGUUUCAUCCGGAGCAUAUGGGAGGACCAAGGGAUCUGGAGGGUCUCUUUGACGUGUUUCUUGAUGCUUGUAAGGAGAGGAAGAACAGACAGGGUGGAGUCCCACUCCGUGAGAAACUGGACGAGUUUCUUGGGUCACUAGGAAACUCUCCAUUAGGCGGGUCAGUACCUAACGGAGUACCAGCACCAAUAAGAAUGACUAGGGACAAUCUGAAGAAAGUCCUGAUAUUGGGAUCUGGUGGUUUAUCAAUUGGUCAAGCUGGAGAAUUUGACUAUUCUGGAUCUCAAGCUAUAAAGGCACUGAGAGAGGAAGGGAUCAGAAGUGUGUUGAUUAAUCCGAACAUCGCUACCGUUCAGACAUCUAAAGGACUCGCUGAUAAAGUUUAUUUUUUACCAAUCACUCCAGAUUAUGUUACUCAGGUAAUUCGUAAUGAGAGGCCUGAUGGUAUACUGCUUUCAUUCGGUGGUCAAACAGCUCUCAAUUGUGGAGUUAAACUAGAAAAAGCCGGAGUAUUAUCUCAAUACAACAUUAAAGUAUUAGGUACUCCAGCUAAAGCAGUAGAGCUGACUGAAGACAGACAGUUAUUUGCGGAAGAGCUCAAGAAGAUUAAUGAACCAGUAGCGCCCAGCAGAGCUGCUUAUUCAGUGCAGGAGGCUGUUAAAGCUGGAGAGGUUUUGGGUUAUCCUGUACUAGUGAGAGCUGCUUAUGCUCUGGGUGGGUUGGGAUCUGGGUUUGCUUCUAACGUACAAGAACUGGAGACUUUGGUGUCCGCAGCCUUCGCACAUACUAGCCAGGUUCUCAUUGAUAAGAGUCUGAAGGGAUGGAAAGAAGUCGAGUAUGAAGUCGUUAGAGAUGCAUAUGAUAACUGCAUCACCGUAUGCAAUAUGGAGAAUCUAGAUCCCCUUGGUAUCCAUACAGGUGAGUCCAUUGUGGUUGCUCCAUCUCAGACGCUGACCAAUAACGAGUAUAACCUAUUGAGAUCCGUUGCCAUUAAAACCGUACGUCACCUUGGGGUCAUCGGAGAAUGCAACAUACAAUAUGCCCUGAGUCCCGACUCUAGACAGUAUUACAUCAUUGAGGUGAAUGCUCGUCUCUCCCGUAGCUCUGCCCUUGCUUCAAAGGCCACUGGGUAUCCCCUCGCUUACGUUGCUGCUAAACUAGCACUGGGACGCCCCCUGCCGGAACUAAGGAACUCAGUUACCACAGCAACUACGGCUUGUUUUGAACCAUCCCUGGAUUAUGUCGUUGUGAAAAUACCGCGUUGGGAUCUUUCCAAGUUUACCCACGUCAGCACUGAGAUUGGUAGCAGCAUGAAGAGCGUUGGAGAAGUUAUGGCAGUUGGAAGAAAAUUUGAGGAGGCACUGCAGAAAGCACUAAGAAUGGUCAAUGAGUCUUGCCUUGGAUUUGAUCCUAAAUUCUUACAACUUAGAAAAGAAGAUCUCAAUCAUCCGACUGACAAGCGUAUUUUUACAGUAGCAGCUGCACUGGACUCUGGUUAUUCCAUUGACGAGUUAUACCAGUUAACACGAAUUGACAAAUGGUUCCUUUACAAAAUGAAGAAUAUCAUUGACUGUAACAACAUGCUAGGAAAACACGAUCAACAGACGCUCAAUAAAGAAAUGCUAUUAUAUUCAAAGCAGCUGGGUUUUUCCGACCGUCAGAUUGCUCGUUCUAUAAAUUCAACAGAGCUAGCCAUCAGAGGACUCCGUAAAUCUCUCUCGGUCACUCCCUCCAUCAAACAAAUAGACACAGUUGCUGCUGAGUACCCCGCCCACACUAAUUACCUAUACUUGACUUAUAAUGGGGAAACGAAUGAUCUGGACUUUCCUGGUGGGGCUAUCAUGGUACUUGGGUCUGGAGUGUACAGGAUUGGUAGUUCAGUUGAGUUUGAUUCUUGUGCUGUGGGUUGCAUCAGAGAAUUAAGAAAACUGGGAAAGAAGACAAUAAUGGUUAAUUACAACCCAGAGACAGUCAGUACUGAUUACGAUGAGUGUGAGAGGUUGUAUUUUGAUGAGCUCUCUUUUGAGACAGUGAUGGACAUAUAUGAUCUUGAGCAGCCUGAAGGACUCAUUUUAUCAAUGGGAGGACAGCUACCUAAUAAUAUAGCAAUGCCUCUAUACCACCAGAAGGUUAGGAUAUUAGGCACGUCCCCAGAGAUGAUAGACAGUGCAGAGAACCGGUACAAGUUCUCACGUUUACUUGACACAAUCGGAGUACAACAACCUCGCUGGAAAGAACUAACACAGAUUGAAUCUGCUAAUGAGUUUUGUGAGUCAGUUGGUUAUCCUUGUCUUGUACGCCCAAGCUAUGUCCUCAGUGGUGCUGCUAUGAAUGUUGCUUAUUCCAAUCACGACCUCAAGUUGUACUUGAAUGAUGCAGUAGCUGUCUCUAAGGAUCACCCUGUAGUUAUUUCCAAGUAUAUUCAAGAUGCCAAGGAAAUUGAUGUUGAUUCUGUUGCCUGUGAUGGUGUCAUUGUUGCUAUGGCAAUUAGUGAACAUGUAGAGAAUGCCGGUGUGCAUUCGGGUGAUGCCACGUUAGUAUUACCAGCACAGGAUCUUAAUAAAGAGACAGUCCAUAAGAUCAGAUCUAUAACCGAGUCCAUAGCAAGAGCUUUAUCAGUAUCAGGUCCAUUCAAUAUCCAGUUGAUAGCUAAGGACAAUCAGUUGAAGGUUAUAGAGUGUAACCUCAGGGUCUCUCGCUCUUUCCCUUUUGUCUCCAAGACGCUUGACGUCGACUUUGUCUCUUUGGCAACACAGGUGAUCAUUGGUCAGAAAGUCAAACCUGUCUCGAUCAAUUUUAAGAACCUUGGGAGAGUUGGAGUCAAGGUGCCUCAGUUUUCGUUCUCUCGUUUGGCUGGUGCUGAUGUGAAGCUAGGAGUGGAGAUGGCCAGUACUGGUGAAGUGGCUUGUUUUGGUGAGGACAGAUAUGAAGCAUACAUCAAGGCAAUACUAAGCACUGGGUUUAUACUGCCAGAGAAGACAGUACUACUGUCUAUUGGGAGCUACAAGCACAAAUCUGAGCUAUUGGAGUCAGUGAAAUUACUAAAUGAAAUGAAUUAUACAUUGUAUGCUUCUUUGGGUACAGCUGACUUUUAUUCAGCGCAUGGAGUUGAGACUAAGGCAAUUGAUUGGCCGUUUGGUGAAAAUGGCUCGUCAGGUUUAAAGUCGAAUCGUCAGUUGAUGAGUAUUUCUGAUUAUCUCUCCCAGCGUAAAAUACACCUGGUCAUUAACCUACCAUUGAGACAACACAAGGCCUCAUCAUUCAUCACUCAUGGCUACAAGACUAGGAGAAUGGCCGUCGAACAUGCUGUGCCACUAAUCACUGACAUCAAGUGUGCUAAACUUUUUAUUAAAGCACUAUUCAAAAUGCAAAAGAAAGCUCCAGAGUUAAAGACGUAUUUUGAUUGCAUUUCAUCUCAUAGGACCGUGAGACUGCCAGGUCUUAUUGAUACUCAUGUCCAUGUUCGUGAGCCUGGUCAGACUCAUAAGGAGGACUUUGCCUCUUGCACAGCUGCAGCACUGGCAGGUGGAAUCACUCUCAUUGGUUGCAUGCCUAACACAGUUCCCGCCACUAUUGACAAUGAGAGUCUGGCACUGACGCAAAAAUGUGCUAGAGCAGGUGCCAGAUGUGAUUACGGCAUAUAUUUAGGAGCCAGUGCCGACAACUAUCCUUACUUACACAGACUCUCAAGUCAAUCUUUUGCACUUAAAAUGUAUUUAAAUAAAACUUUCACUUCACUAAGACUCGACUCAAUGGAGUCUUGGAUCAAACAUUUUGAGAACUGGUCUUCUGAUCGAGUUAUUUGUGUUCACGCCGAAGAAAGGACAACAGCUGCUGUACUACUCUUAGCUGAACUGUACAAGAAACGUGUUCACGUCUGCCAUGUAGCAAGAAAAGAGGAAAUUAUCAUCAUUCGAGCUGCUAAAGAGAAAGGUCUUCCUGUCACGUGUGAAGUGGCUCCUCAUCAUCUCUUCCUCACUCAUGAGGAUGCCGUGAGACUCGGAGGAGGGAAAGGAGAAGUCAGGCCUUGUCUGGUGACGGCUGAAGACCAGGAGGCUCUCUGGGAGAACAUGGACAUCAUUGAUAGCUUUGCAACUGACCACGCUCCACACACUUUAGAAGAGAAGGAGAGCUCUUCUCCCCCACCUGGUCUCCCUGGACUAGAGACAAUGCUUCCUCUAUUGCUAACGGCUGUCAGUCAAGGAAGACUCACCAUUGAUGAUGUCAUUCUCAGACUCUAUACCAAUCCUAUGAAGAUAUUUGGACUCCGCCCGCAACUUGAUACCCACAUUGAGGUUGAUCUAGACGAAGAAUGGAUAAUACCCAACUCUCUUCAAUACUCAAAAGCAAAAUGGACGCCAUUUGCUGGCAUGAAGGUCAAAGGUUGUGUCAAACGAGUCGUCUUACGUGGCGAAACAGUUUUUGUUGACGGCAAAGUCCUAGCCGAGCCUGGCUAUGGUCAAGACGUGAGACUCCAGCCUCCACUCUCUCCCCCUCUCUCGUCGGCAAGGGGCAUGGCUAAGACUCACUAUCACCAGUCGGGCGGAGUUGAGUCGGCCAGUGAUGGUCCUGAAGUGGGGUCCCUCCCUAACAGGACACGGCACGACUCUGAACCUACUGGGAUUAAAGUAUUGGAUGCUCCAUCUUCUCCUCACAAGCGGUUCAAUUCCCCCUUGCGUGGGCGACUUCGCUCUCCCAGCCCAUUAGAUUAUCGUCCUCAGACUCCGCCCUCUUUUGAUUUGCAUUCCGACACGUCGAGCUCCGCCUAUAACGACACCUCGGCAUUACCAUGGCAACCCAUGUUCUACAAGCGUAACAUAUUGUCAGUCAGUCAGUUUAAUAAAGAACAGCUUCAUUAUUUAUUUAACUUGAGUCAGGAGAUGAGGAAAAGGGUUAAGAAACAUGGCUGUCUUGACAUAUUGAAAGGUAGAGUCUUAGGUUCUAUGUUUUAUGAGGUUAGUACUCGGACCAUGUGCUCAUUCCAGGCAGCGAUACAGCGACUUGGAGGGACUGUUGUAUCACUUACUAAAGACAGCUCUUCUGUUAUGAAAGGAGAGUCACUGGAAGAUACUGUUCGUAUGAUGGAUUCUUAUUGCGAUGUAUUAGUGCUCCGUCAUCCUGAACCAUUUUCAGCAAAACGUGCAUCAGUUGUAUCCCAGAGGCCACUCAUCAAUGCUGGGGAUGGAAUUGGCGAACACCCAACUCAAGCCCUCCUGGACGUAUUCACCAUCAGAGAAGAAAUUGGAACCGUGAACAAUAUAACGGUUACUCUUGUUGGUGAUCUGAAGCAUGGUAGGACUGUUCAUUCUCUGGCUCGGUUGCUCACAAACUAUCGUAUUAAGCUUUGUUACGUGUGUCCUGAUGAGCUAAGCAUGCCGGUCGAAGUGGUUGAAGAAAUUAGAAAGAAAGGGAUACAACAAGACUUUUAUACUUCGCUGCAAGAGGCUCUCCCCUUGACUGAUGUAUUGUACAUGACCCGCAUACAGAAGGAAAGGUUUUCAAAUGACGAGGAGUACUCUAAAGUUCGAGGGUGCUACAAGUUGACGCCCCAGGUUCUCACUUGGGCUAAAGAGAAGAUGAUCAUAAUGCACCCACUGCCAAGACUAGAUGAGAUCAGUGUUGAAGUGGAUUCUGAUCCAAGAGCGGCUUAUUUCAGACAGGCGGAGUGUGGUCUGUAUGUUAGGAUGGCAUUACUAGCAGCUGUUCUUGGCUGGCAGCAAUCUUCACCUUCACAACAGCAGCAGUAGUAGUAAUGAUAGUGAUACUUGUUCCUGUUGUUAUCAUCUUUGCGGCUAAUGGACAAACUUUUCUCUUGCUCAUAAUUUUUUGGUAUAGGAUGAUUGUAUUAUAAUAAUUUUGACUGAUAAGGUUGAAUAAAAAUGAUUAUUUUAGGGUCAUAAAAUGAUAUUUAAUAGAUAUCACACCUA
Molecule: messenger RNA, 7114 nt
Organism: Amphimedon queenslandica
Lineage: Eukaryota; Metazoa; Porifera; Demospongiae; Haplosclerida; Niphatidae
Product: CAD protein-like
Exons: 47
Coding region: 149-6934 (2261 amino acids)
Biological process (GO): L-glutamine metabolic process; L-citrulline biosynthetic process; UTP biosynthetic process
Cellular component (GO): cytosol; cytoplasm
Molecular function (GO): metal ion binding; aspartate carbamoyltransferase activity; amino acid binding
Source: RefSeq, a predicted model, not a curated record